Molecule: messenger RNA, 1314 nt
Organism: Tetrahymena thermophila SB210
Lineage: Eukaryota; Ciliophora; Oligohymenophorea; Hymenostomatida; Tetrahymenidae
Product: structure-specific recognition protein
Exons: 8
Cellular component (GO): FACT complex; nucleus
Molecular function (GO): nucleosome binding; DNA binding; histone binding
Source: RefSeq, a predicted model, not a curated record
AUGAGUGAUAGGUGUUAUAAAGGUGUCAACUGGGGUAAUGUUACCUUUGAAGAUGACUAAUUAGUCCUUAGUCAUAACAAGAGAAGAUUGUGCAAACUUUCUUUAAAGAAAUUCACAAACUCUACUGUUAACAAAACUGAUAUUGUAAUUGAUUUGAACACAGUUGAUCUUCAAGAUGAUGAAGACUAACUCUGUGAAAUGAGAUUAUUUAUUCCUCAAUAAUAAGACGCUUAAAUGAAACCUGAAGAUGAUGGAGAAGGUGAAGAAAAAGAAGGUGAAGAUAGCGUAGGUGGAUAUGCAGAUUAACUUAACUCUGAAAUUAUUACUAAAGCUAAAAUUGGCUAAUACUCUGGUUAAUCAAUAGUUAAAUUCGAAGACAUAUCACUUCUUGUUCCUAGAGGUAAAUACCAACUUGAUAUGUACAAAAAAACAGUAAGAUUCCACGGCUCUUCUUUUAACUAUAUAGUAGAAUAUAGUAAUGUUAUUAAGGGCUUCCUCCUUCCUCAACCUGACGAAGUACAUGUUGCUUUCGUUCUUGGUUUAGAUUAACCCUUAAAAAUUGGUAAUACUGUUCACUCUUACAUAGUUAUGCAAUUCAAAAAAGAACAAAAGGCUAACAUCAAAGUAAACAUUGAUCCUGAAGAAAAGAAGGAAGAUAAAUUAAAGGAUCUCGAUGAAGAAUAUGAUGGAUUCUUAUAUGAAAUUGCUGGUUAAUUGUUUAAAACUUUAUGUAAUAAUGUAUAAAUCAUCAUGCCUGCUGGUUUCUAAAGCUCUGAUAAGUAAAAUUGCUUGAAAUGUACCCUUAAAACUCACCAAGGUCUUUUAUAUCCUAUGAGAAAGAGUUUGAUCUUUAUAUAUAAACCUGUAAUUCACAUAUAAAUCAGUGAUAUUUAAAAGGUCGAAUUUAAUAGAGUUGGUAAUGCUACUCUGAAUAAAUUGUUUGAUGUCAAAGUAUUUACUAAGACCACAACCCCUCAAUUCUUUGGUUUUGAAAGAAAGGAAUUAGAUGUCCUCUUAGAAUACUUUAAAUCUAAAAAUAUUAAGAUUACAUAUGAUGAUACUAAUUAAGGAGCCACUUUUGAUGAUGAGGAUGAGGAAUUCACAGACUCUAUUUCUGAAGAUGAGGAAGAAGGUAAGAGAGCUCAAAGAAAGAGUGCUAAGAGAGCUAAUAAAGCAGUAAAAGGAUAAUCAGGAUUACCCCUUGACGAUGAUGACGAAGAAGAAGACGAAGACUUUGAUGCUGAUGAAUUUGAAAGUGAAGAUGAUGAGGAAGAGGAAGAAGACGAAGAUGAAGAUGAAGAUUUUGAAUAAUGA